Hylaeus volcanicus is the source of this 1355-nucleotide messenger RNA. RefSeq lists its product as uncharacterized. Gene Ontology annotation, biological process: endoplasmic reticulum unfolded protein response. NCBI's taxonomy places the organism in Eukaryota, Metazoa, Arthropoda, Insecta, Hymenoptera, Colletidae. Bases 19 to 1251 code for a protein of 410 amino acids. The record is from RefSeq and is a predicted model, not a curated record. Gene Ontology annotation, molecular function: protein binding. Gene Ontology annotation, cellular component: endoplasmic reticulum. The transcript has 8 exons.
UUGUUUGUAGCCUAACACAUGGUUUUAACGAUCAUUUAUUUUUUAUUAACUUGCGUAUGUUUAAUACUUACUUAUAUAGUUUAUACUUUUGCAGUGAGUCCCAAACGUAUCCGGUUAAGCGGAACGAACAAUAAUUCUCAGGUUACAUGUACGGCUCAAACAUCUAAAAUUAAGAAACGAAACGUGCGCCACAAAAAGAACCAAGGAAAUGUUGAAAUACAAAAGAUAACAACAGAUUGUCCUGUUUACGACACUUGUUGUUCCAAAUAUAUAAAACCAUUUUCCUAUCCAAUCAGCGCACUAUGUCUUAAUAAGAGUGGAACACAACUGUUUGCUGCUUCGACAAAUUCGUGUGCUCGUUGCUAUAAUGUAGAAAACACUUUCAAAAGCGACUCUCCAAAAAAAUCUUCAUACAUUGAAUUAAAAUUAAAUAAUGAUACUAUCAUUGCAGCCGAUUUCUCGUAUUCAUGCAACUCUCCAUAUAUUUUUGCUGGAACUGAAUAUUCGGGUAAAUUGAUAAAACUCAAAAUAGAUGACUGCAAGGAAAACCGGCUAGGUCAAUUGACAAUGGAAAAGGAGUCAGAUUCAAUGGUCUUUUCUCAACAUCGUGUGUUUUGGCUUAAUGCAUCACAAGGUCAAUGGAUUGUAGUAGGGGCUGAUGAUAAUUUUACGGAAAUCAAAAUUUAUAAUUAUCAAUUAUCACUUUUAAACACUUUGGAUACAAAACAAAUCAAAAAUUUUCAGCUUGCGUUUUCAGCGAGUAACUAUUUCGCUUCCGCUGCGUGGGUAGCCGGUAUUAAAGUGCAGAAAAUAUCGGCUCAAAAAGAAGAGUACAAAAAGUGCGAAAAAGUCAUGGAUAUUUUAACGCCAUGUGGAACAACGGCUCUUGCAUUUUCUCCCACUAACACUCGGUUAAUUGUGGCAUCAAAACAAAAUGAUUUAUAUCUUUAUAACAUUGAUGUUCGCUAUCUGUUAGGCGAAGACCCGCAUUUAUUGGUUAAAAAACACAUAACGAUGGAUGCACAUUUCACACAUUUUGACCAAUUGUUCUAUACGAGUAAUGAGGAGGCCAUUAUAGGGAUUUGUUUAGCGCAUAUUUUGUUUCUUCGUAGUGAUUCUUUGAGCAUUAUAAAAUUCGUUCCUCAUGCUCAUUCGUCCGUGAUUACACGCGUUCUGCCUCUUCCGUCAUCGAACUCGGUUAUAACCGUUGCAAUUAACGAUCAUUCGCCGUCCCUUUGGUCUCACGAAUAGUACGAUACCGUAUAAUUUUUUUAUUGUUUAUUACUACGUUUUUUUCAAUCCACUUUAAAUUAAAAAAAAGAGUUGACGACACCAAAAAUUAAGUUUGUUUACAG